GGCAGGCCGGGCAUGGAGCUGCCGGACCCUGUUCGUCAGCGCCUGGGCAACUUCAGCCUCACGGUGUUCGGCGACUCCAGCCGCACCGGGCCGGAGACCAGCGAGGCGGCGGAUAACGAGAUGGUCUCCAGCUUGCCGCUGCAGAUGUCACUGUAUUUCAACUCGUACUUUUUCCCUCUGUGGUGGGUGAGCUGCAUUGUGAUGCUCCACAUGAAGUAUUCGGUCUUGCCUGAUUACUACAAAUUCAUUGUGAUCACUGUCAUCGUCCUCAUAACCUUGAUCGAAGCUAUCCGGCUGUACCUGGGCUCUAUGGGAAACCUGCAGGAGAAGGUUCCUGAGUUGGCUGGCUUCUGGCUUUUGAGCCUUCUACUGCAGUUGCCUUUAAUCCUUUUCUUGCUCCUUAAUGAAGGCCUGAGGAAUCUGCCCUUGGAGAAAGCAAUACACAUCAUCUUCACUGUCUUCCUGACUUUCCAAGUCGUCUCAGCAUUCCUGACCCUGCAGAAAAUGGUCAAUCAGCUGGCAGCCCGUUUCCAGCUGCAGGACUUCGACCGGCUGUCAGCAAACAGUGCAGCUCUGAGGAGGAGGAGGCCAUUUACAGAAGAGCUCUGAUCCCAUGCUGGAGAGUCCGCCUGAAAGAUGACUCAAGACUGAGAGAAUGACAGAGCAGCUGAGAUCAGGCCUGAGAAAGGGCACACAGGUUCCGGCUUGUAUCCUCCAGCCCUGAAUCCUGUGGAGGCAAUGCUAAGACACACUGUGGUCCAUGAAGCUCAGGGGACGUCCAGCAGACACUAAAUUUCUUGUUUCUGAUGUUGACUUUUCAGGGGUUUAUAAGUCUAUUGCUAGUUGUAAUCUACCACCUUUUCCAUAAUGUUCCUAGCUGUAAUCUGACUAGAAGCAUAGAUUUUGGGAAAAAUCAGUUUCUGGCCAAUGGAAUUUCACUGGGUAUCUCAACACAUUCUAGGACAUGCCCCACAGCUGGGAGUAGUUGGAAAACACAAAACAAACUCAGUGAUAUUUUUGUGGACUUUUUGUUUCAUUUUGCUUUUGUUUUGGCAUUUUUGUCUUUAUUAUUAGGGGGCAGGAAGUUGUAAAGGAGUUGGGAAAGAGGAAAAAUAACAUGCAAAAUACAUGGUAUGAAGAAAACAUUUAACAAAAAAAAAAAGGAAUAUGUAACAUCUUUAAGCUUUCAGUUAUCCUACAUCUCCUUUAAGCUUUCAGUUAUCUAAUUGGCCGUUCUGGGUUUCUUGGAACAUAUGGAAAUGCUUGCUCAUCAGCAUGCUCAUGCAAUAGAUGGUAUUUCUAACAGGGACACAUUUUGGGGUGUGCCAGUGCUCAAUUCCAAGUCUCUUCUCAGUCUGUCCUGACGUAAGGGAGGUGGGUGUGCUCUGGUAUUUACAGUUUAUCCUGAGGUGAAGGAGGCAGGCAUAUUUUGACAUAAAACCAGCUUCAGUAUUUGUAGUAUUUGUGAUGAAGGCAUCUAACUGCUUUUAACCAUAAACCAUAAGCUAUUUAUAUUAAAUAUCAGCAGUGCAUA
Phodopus roborovskii (desert hamster) is the source of this 1534-nucleotide messenger RNA. RefSeq names its product transmembrane protein 17 (gene Tmem17). Gene Ontology annotation, cellular component: ciliary transition zone. Gene Ontology annotation, biological process: non-motile cilium assembly. The transcript has 4 exons. The coding region runs from base 13 to 609 and encodes 198 amino acids. NCBI's taxonomy places the organism in Eukaryota, Metazoa, Chordata, Mammalia, Rodentia, Cricetidae. The record is from RefSeq and is a predicted model, not a curated record.